Giardia duodenalis is the source of this 2547-nucleotide messenger RNA. Its product is annotated as Ankyrin repeat protein 1. The record is from RefSeq and is a predicted model, not a curated record. The transcript has a single exon. The coding region runs from base 1 to 2547 and encodes 848 amino acids. Lineage: Eukaryota; Fornicata; Diplomonadida; Hexamitidae. Gene Ontology annotation, molecular function: protein binding.
AUGGAAGGCGCAGAUUCAUGGUUUCGCGCCGUACUAGCUCAGGACUCACGUCAAGUAAUGUCUCUUAUUGAUAAGUGGGCCAGGAGUCGGACUGCAGAAGGUGAGACGGCUUUGAUGCUCGCAGUCCGCAGUCGAAGCCAAGACAUGGUGCGCAUCUUAGUUCCCCAUGAGGCAGGCCUUCUAACACCAAGUGGCGAGACUUCUCUGGCGAUCGCAGUUCAGAUAGACGCACCAGAGCUCUGUAAGUUACUUGCUCGAGAAGAGGGUGGGAUCGCUCUUCCCGACGGCUCAACCCCGCUCCGCUUAGCCAUGGACUUGAACCAUAUCGACUGUGUGAAAGCUCUUUCCAUUUACUAUGAUGCUAGGCGAGACGAGCAUGGCCUCACACACCUGGAUUACGCCGUACUUGAUAAAAACAUUGCUAUCGUGGAAAUCCUUUGCACCACAGGAUACUAUAGUGCCGAGGCAAUAGCCGAAGCGCUUGAUUUUGCUAGAAAAGAUAAUGCUCCAGAUGUGGCAGAAGGAUUGGAGCGGUGGCUGAGUGCCAAUUCACAUCUGCUGACCCCUAAAAGUGGCCUUCCGUUCAGCUCCCGCUUAUCACCAUGUCCAGAUAUGAGCAGUACUUCAUACAGCACCGCACCAACCAGUGUAUUUAUCGCUAGCCCCACUGCCCUGCAAACAAAGCCCGCCACAAAGCGCACUACACAGGAAACGGUAUCGAAGCCAGUGCGCACACGUCCUGGUAGUGCCUCUGCUUCACAAGGUGUCCGCUCAACCACCCUUGCACCUUCUUCUCUUGCACAGGUACUAGCGCAGUCCCGCGCAAUGAGCUACGGUUACAAGGAACAGAUCCAUAAGUUAGAAGAGCACACAGCACAAUUAACCAAGAGGGUUGCUGAGAGUGAAGAACGUAACGCUUUUCUCGAGUUAUUUUGCAUCAAGCAACAAAAGUACAUAACGGCCUUGUCGAAGGAGUUGCAUAUCUUCCGAGAAGCAGUGUAUAACAUCACGUCAGAGAGAAUAGAAUACCUACAUGAGCACCCAGCACAUAGAACCAGAGACAGAGAGUACGUGUUGGGUCCAAGGAAAGGAUUACGCAGCUUGAAUAGCGAUGAAGCUCCUGGUGCAAAGCUUAGUCAGGGAAAUAUUACAUCUUCUACCAUUCGCCGCCUUCUAUCCACCACUGAUGAAUCAGUGAGGACGGAGACGCCACAGCAGCUUUCUAUAGACCUCAAAAGGCUACAUAACCACAUCAGUAAGACAAUGUGCUAUGAUAACGACGUGUUAAGCGAGCUAUCUGCAGAUAUGAGCACCUAUAUAAAGAAAUUCAACACUCCCAGAAAUGAUCUUCGAACAGCAUUUCUCGACGCAUCAUAUGGCACACCCAGGAAAUCCAAGAGUUGCACUAGGGAGCAUCAACUGCAGAGUUUUGCCAUCAAAAGCGCAGUUAACAAAGAUACAGUGGCUCAAGUGAAAAGCCCCACGAAUCGGAGCACAGUACGAGGAAGAGAGCUGAAGGGGCUUCCUAUCAAUUACGAAAAAUAUAGAUUGUAUAGUGACGCAACUUACAGGCAAAUAGGUAGUGGGCCAUUCAGCAUCCCAGAAUCUCCACCCAUUAAGGGGUCUGAAGUGCGGUGCACCAGUCUCCCCACGUCCCUAGUGAGGAGGCCUGUCGUCACAGAUGAUGAGCUUUUCUAUAUGUAUACAUCCAGACACUUUGAAGUGCCACCUGAGCCCAGUAGAUCCCAGGAGCACGACACGCAUUAUUCGAAUAGUUUGAAUAAGGAUGAAUCUAUACCUCUCCUUUUAACGCCAGGAGAGUCGGCGUCCUCAUUGUCUCAACCUUCCAUUUCGCCAUCAGUGGAUAUUACAAAUACCAUGACAGCGUCUACCAUUGCACAGCUGGAUGUGAUAGCUUACUACAUAGUUGACCAUAUUCCCACACCAGAACAGUACCUUUUAGCAAAGGACGACGCAGAAUCAGAGCUUAUGCUAGCAGCCUACGAAAACGAUCUCCAAGGAUGUCUGAAACAUUUUAGAGACCAGUCUGGAAGAUGCACGCUCAAAGGAGUGACCGCUCUCAUGAUAGCUGCAGAACGCGGAUAUGCAGACUGUGUCCGAGUCCUGAGAAGAACGGAAGCAGGACAUCAGAUAUCUGAUCCUCAUUACGCCACUGCUCCAAGCACAGCUCUGAUGUUUGCAGCACUUAACGGACACUUGGAUUGCGCAAGACUUCUUCUGGAGACAGAUGAAAAGACUGCAGACGAUCGAGGAUGGACUGCACUGAUGUGUGCAACAUGCUCCGGCAACAAGUCAAUGAUAGCUCUUCUUUUGCCAAGCCAGGCAGGACGUGUUACAACGGAUCACUUUGCAUUCGGGGAGGGGUUUGGAGCUCUUAGUAUCGCAAUACUGCUGGAUAACAUCGAUACAGUUACUGUAUUAAUGCAAAGUGAAAGAGAGCGAGAGUCAUUGAAUUUGUGUCAAUACCGUGCGAUUGACUUGGCGAGAAGCAAGGCCAUGAGAACCCAUCUCCAAAGCUUCCCUUGA